Messenger RNA from Acanthopagrus latus (yellowfin seabream), 9047 nucleotides. It is a transcript of the gene mtm1, whose product is annotated as myotubularin 1. The coding region runs from base 131 to 1954 and encodes 607 amino acids. Gene Ontology annotation, biological process: muscle cell cellular homeostasis; dephosphorylation; negative regulation of autophagosome assembly. The record is from RefSeq and is a predicted model, not a curated record. Gene Ontology annotation, cellular component: plasma membrane. NCBI's taxonomy places the organism in Eukaryota, Metazoa, Chordata, Actinopteri, Spariformes, Sparidae. Gene Ontology annotation, molecular function: phosphatidylinositol-3,5-bisphosphate 3-phosphatase activity. The transcript has 16 exons.
GCCAAUCCGCGCCAUGACAGCCCGGCACGUGACGUAGAGUAAGUUCCUGCUGUGGCUUGAGGGAAACAGAUCGACAUUCAGCCACGGGAGAAUCGCGUUUUGCGGCCUGUGGAAGCCCACUCCCUGAGCAAUGGCCUCACCAGUCUCGGUCUUCAACUCCAACGCCUUGGACACACACAUCUCCAGUACCUCAAGAGAGUCUCUGAAGAUGGAGUUGUUAGCUGAUGUGACUCUGCUGCCAGGAGAAGAAAGAAUUAUCGAUAAAGACAUCAUCUACAUUUGCCCAUUCAGUGGAGCAGUGAAAGGCAAAGUGUUGAUAACCAACUACAGACUCUACUUUAAGAGCUCAGACGCUGAUGUGGCAGUAAUGCUGGACGUUCCUCUGGGUGCAAUUGCUCGGGUGGAGAAGAUGGGCGGGGCGUCAAGCAGAGGGGAAAACUCCUAUGGCCUGGAUAUCACCUGCAAGGACAUGAGGAACUUGAGGUUUGCCUUGAAGCAGGAGGGUCACAGCAGAAGAGAUAUCUUUGAUCUCCUCUUCAGACAUGCCUUCCCCGUCUCACAUGGUCAGCCACUGUUUGCAUAUGUGACCCAGGAGAAGUACGAGGAGAAUGGUUGGAGCGUCUACAAACCCAUCGAGGAGUUUAGACGGCAGGGCCUACCUAAUAACAAGUGGCGUAUUACAUUCAUCAAUAAGAACUAUGACCUGUGUGACACCUACCCCACUGUGCUGGCUGUACCCUUUAAAAGUAAAGAGGAGGACCUCAGAAGAGUGGCUGCUUUCAGGUCCAGAGGACGCAUACCGGUUCUGUCAUGGAUCCACCGGGAGAACCAGGCAGUGAUUGUCCGCUGCAGUCAGCCUCUGGUUGGUAUGUCUGGUAAGAGAAACAAGGACGACGAGCGCUACCUGGACCUGAUCAGGGAGGCAAAUGACACCAUCAAGCUCACCAUCUAUGAUGCCCGGCCCAGCGUCAAUGCUGUCGCCAACAAGGCCACAGGAGGAGGCUAUGAGGGUGACGAGUAUCAGAGCGCAGAGCUCGUCUUCCUGGACAUUCAGAAUAUCCAUGUCAUGAGGGAAUCUCUGAAGAAGCUCAAAGAUAUCGUCUACCCUAAUGUGGAGGAAUCGCAUUGGUUGUCCAGUCUAGAGUCUACACACUGGCUCGAACAUGUUAAGCUGGUGUUAUCCGGAGCCAUCCAAGUGGCAGACAAGGUUUCCAGUGGGAAUUCUGUGUUGGUUCACUGCAGUGACGGCUGGGACAGAACUGCUCAGCUCACCUCUCUGGCCAUGCUGAUGCUGGACAGUCACUACCGCACUCUCAGAGGGUUCCAGGUGCUAAUUGAGAAGGAAUGGAUCAGCUUUGGCCACAAGUUUGCCUCGAGGAUAGGUCAAGGUGACAAGAACCAUGCAGAUCAGGACAGAUCACCAAUCUUUGUUCAGUUCAUUGACUGUGUAUGGCAGAUGACUAAACAGUUUCCAACAGCUUUUGAGUUCAAUGAGCGCCUCCUGCUGACAAUCAUGGAUCACCUCUACAGCUGUCGCUUCGGGACUUUCCUCUACAACUGUGAGAGUGCGCGAGACCAGCACGAGGUGAGAUCGAAAACAGUGUCCCUGUGGUCUCUGGUCAAUAGUAAGAUGGAGAUUUAUUUAAAUCCCUUCUACACUCCGGAGUCUGGCAGGGUCCUCUACCCUGUCGCCAGCAUGCGCCACCUAGAGCUGUGGGUAACGUACUACAUCCGCUGGAACCCACGCAUUCGACAACAGCAGCAGAGUCCGGUAGAGCAGCGCUACAAGGAGCUGUUGGCCCUGAGAGACGAGUACUUGAAGAAGCUGGAGGAGCUCCAGCGGUCUGACUCCUCCCCUUCCUCCCACAUGGCUAACAGCCCCUCCCCCAACACCUCCUCCUCCACCUCCUCCACGCCCUCGCAGCAAUACACACACCUACAAACUCCCCUCUGAGGGCUGGUGACACAUUCGCACACUCAGAUAAUAUACCUGUUGACUUGCACUUAUGUCGUCUUCACUCUGUUUUCUGUCAGUCUCUCACACGCAGGGAAUUAAUUAGUGUUGUCCAGUCCUAACUGUGGAUAACAGAGAAUGCUAAUACGAUUUAAUUUUGAUGGUUAAUUCUAACAACGUAGUGGUGAUGAUGGUGAUUUAUGCAAUAUGCCACAGUACAGCCUUGUCACAAGACUUUUUUUACACAGACACUCAUCAUUCAGUGAAGCCUUAGACAUUCAGUGGCUUUCAGUCCAAGGGCUUGAACACACAGGACAAGCAGUGGAUGUGUAUAUGUGUACAGGCAGCAGAGCACAGACAGAAUUAUUUGUCUCCUCUGUUUGUUUUACUCUGAUUUAUCAGAAAACCCACAAGGAUAGCCUGCUGUUUGUGGUUAUUAAUUAAUCAGAUAACUACAGAACCACACACAUCGCAGAACAGAAUCAAUGAUAAACUCAUCACCAAUGACUAAACUGUUGUUUGAGUGCAAAUACGACAAAAUAAUCUCAACUCUAUGUCUGUUUACCCCCAAUAUGCUCCACAUGAAGCUGUUGCAUCAGCCUGAAGUUGGUUAUUUUGUCAAAUGUAGUGUUGUUGUCCAGUUAAGGGACACCAGUUGAUCUCGUGCUUCCAGUACAAAGACACGUCAGGGACAUAGCUGAGCCUAUACUAGCUGUAGUCUCAGUUAAACUAAGAUGCACAGGGUACUGUUAGCCUAGCCCAACUCAACUGCACUCAUCACACAUGCUUGCCAAGCAGCACAUAUAGAUGACAUCAGUUCUAGUGUCUCUAUACAAUAUCAUUUUUUUUCAAUAACGCGUAAUCAAAACACAGGUAGAAGAAUACUUGUUGGACUCAUUGAAACAAACACUCUACUAACACACAGCACUGAAAUGGAAUGUCAUGUUACUUGUCCCUUCUGGCAAUUCAUCACGUCAAAUUUGAAACACCUUGAGCAGAUUUACCCACGUUUCAGAACCUGCACACACACGCUGAUUUGGGUGUGAAAUUAAAUUAGAUCCGUCUUUGACAGCCCAGGCUCAGCCUGUGUCCUUCUACACGACUGUGCUGUCCUGUGUGUACUCAAGGUGUUCUACAAUUCUCAUUUUUCACACUUCUUCCUACUUGCUGCAGUGCUACUGAGUGUUGCUCUGUCCUGUUUGUUUUUUUUGAAGAAAUUGAUUUAGAACUGCUGCAGAGCUAACGCAGCAGGGUUAGAGGCUGGGAGCUUCUACAGUGGAUUUCACUGUACAUCCCUAGCCAAGUGUAUAUAUCAGGUGUGUCAAAUUUGGAUGGAUUGAUGUGGGAUUUGUUGCUCGUUUAGCUGAGGAUGAAAGCUAGAGCUGUCCCUGUCACGUAUUUCUUUUGGCCACUGCUAUCGGCUGUGCUCACCUAAGCAGUAUUUUCCAGCACUGAGAGCAAAUGCAGUUCUAGCCAAGAAGCAGAGUCUGGUCAGAAUGAAUCAGUAAUUUAGUUUCAUGAACGCAGCUUUGUUCCAGUUUGUAAUAUUUCAGGUGCUCAAGAUAGUGUAGGGAAAUGAAGUGGUGCUGGCCUCUGAUCCUGAAUCACGUCUUUGACUUUUAUGCUCUUCACUAAUGACAAGACCCCAGAUGGAGAUAUCACCCCAGGUCCAUGAUAGCCAUACCAUGCCAAGAUGUUUGUUACCAGCACACGGAUUUAAGGACAGCGAGCAGAAAUAAAACCACUUCAUUCUCAGUCCCACUUCGACACACUGUCACAGUUCGAUGUCAGGACUCUGCUAGGCGACACUUAGAUCUGUCUUAAAUCUGUUUCUAGAUAGUCCAUCCACCAUCACUGGAAAGUGCCAUGUGCCUUUUGUACAGGUGUUGGCUUUAUGUGUGCAACUGUUUUUUCCCCGUGCUUACAUUUGCCAGUUAUCUAAUUGGAUUAGAUAAUCAGGUGGACUUGUUUACUGCAGCUUGUUUGGUUUUUCCUAUGGCUCAUAUUUCCCCACUGUUGGACACGAGAUUAAAGAUUUGUGUCCCCCAGAUGUAAACACUGAAAUUGGUGCAAAGAUAAGGAAGAGGAUUAGGGUCACUGUAAAAAGAAAAAUCUUUAAAAAAAAAAACAAAAAAACAUUUGUUUCCAAUGGCCCUAAUCCUCUUUUUUUUCUACCAACAUGCUGUCACCGAGCACAGAUGAUAUAGAUGAUAUUAACAAAAAAGGCAAAGUUGUAUAACUAAGGGAAAUCAUCAAAAUUUUGGCUUUAAAAACUAUACAUUUACACUUUAAAGACUUAUUUAAAUUUUGAAAUAACAUAAGUGGCCAAGAUUGAUAAAAUGGCUACCUACGUCAUAAUUCUGACUUACCGUGAGUGUUUAACUAUUCAAAUAUAUCAUUAUCCUUUUUGUUUGAUAGACUUGCCCAAAGAAAACAUGAAAGCCAACCCGUCCAAAAGGCACAUGCUUCAUUUAUUAGUUGUCUCUUCGGUUUUCUGGUGCCGUCAUGGAGCUGAUGUCUACAGAGCAGGUUCGCAAAAAGUCAAACUCAGGACAUCGCAUGGACAACUGCGUGUGUGCUUGUGUGUGUGUGUGUUUGUGUGUGUGUGGAAAGAAGCGCUUUGAGGACGUUUUUUUGAGGAAUAGCCUGAUAUGAGGAUUUCGCUGCUAACUCAAAUGGCUCCCUUUUUUGGUUAGUUUGAAAACAGUCGACACAAACUCAAACAGACAAAUAACUGGCCAGCAUGCUGCUAAAAUAUCUCUCACAGAUGUAUGUACUGUAUCGUUCAGUCGAUCAAGAUCUUGACAGGACCGUUUUGUUACAAUCGCACUAAAGUUGAGGUUCUUUGCCGCCGCAUUUGCUCAGUCAGUAUAACUCUUAAAUUCCACUGUACGGUACAGCUCAGCUCAACUCAAUAGAGACUGUUUCUUUUGGCAUCACCUCGGUAAAGAUUCCAAGCAAACUGUUUUUAUAUUCCUCACUGUUUUGUCUUGCUGCCUUCAGCUUCUUCUGAAACAAAUAUGGUCUCCUUGCUGUAUCUGCAAAUAUGGUUUUUUUUUUAAGGUGAUAUUUAUAACCGUUCAUUACCUGUUUCUCCUGGCCAAUACUAAUGAGAUAGCCUAUAAUAUGAAUAGAUACAUAACUUUUGUAUUAUUAAAAGCCAUUUUCUAGCCUGUAUAUAGCCUCUAGCCUAAGAUGUAUUGAUCAAAGAUGGAUGAUUUAAUAAUUAUUUUCAAAACAUUGUAGUUAUAACUUAUAACCUUGUAGAACAUGUACUGAAAAUAGAAAUAGUUUUUUUCUCCUUAAUUUCCUUCCUGUUUUUCUUUUCUUCUUCUUCUGUGUUUGAUGGCAGAUCACAAACCAACUUUAAAGGUGCAUACCACCACCUAUUAGAGUGCGUAUGUGCUAUUAUUGGCUCUAUUAUCACCUAUAAUUUCACAGAUACUGAUAAAUAGCAGGUAAUAUAAUUUUCCUAAUAUCUGGCCUAUCGUUUGUCAGGGUGAUAUACUGUAUAUUGUCCAGCCUAUAUUGAAUGGGAAACAAAAUCGAGGAAAAGUACCUGGUACCAAAUGAAAUUUGAGUGGAGCUGUACCAUGCAGUGGAAACUGGGCUUAAUGAGUAAUGUCUGGUAGUUCUCAAUCUCUGGCGCUUUUUUUCACCUCCCAUGGCCAUUUAAUGAAUAAGUGGCUCUUGAUAGCUGGAGUAAAUUCCGCUUUGAGUGUGAUAUUAGCACCACAUCAGGCAGCACAUCAUAAUGUGUCAGAGAUAAACUGUCAAAUGCUGUGCAAGGCAGUGCCAGCUGUGUGGUCCAUCAGUGAAAAACAGCAUAAAACUUAAGGAUAAUUAUUUUUUUUAAAAAAAGCUCCGGGCCUGCUUUCACACUGCAACAGUGCUGUGCUCUGGCUCCAAGGGAAACUGCUCAGAUUCUUUUGCUCAAAUUAAUUCCGGAUAGAAACACUUGGAUCACCACUAUGGAUCAUGCCCUCCUGGCUCUAUAUUUGUAACAUUUUAUAAAAAAAACCUUCACGAAUGAAUAUUUUGUUAUUUUGCCUUUCUGACUGAGACGAGUAUUUCCAUUGCCAGUGGAUUGAGAGAAACCAAAAGUGUUCCUAGCAUUGGAUUUGUUCCACAAUUUACAGAAGCAUUUUUCAAUAUAGGAAAUGUGCGACUCUAGGCGAAUUAUGUAAAGUUGCACCCUGUGAGGAACUGCUAGUUCCUAUAGAUUUCGCCCCCAAUGUAUAGCUGUACCUACCUGACCUACCUUCCUUCACAAAAGAAUAUUGUGCUACAAUAAUCAUGCAUUCUUUCCCAUUGGAGAUGACGUUCAGAGAGCAGUUCCCUUACCUUAGUGAAGUCACAGAUACAGGAAAAUUGUUCUCAAGUUUAUUGUGCUGACCUAAUAUCACUGUUCUGCAACAUAUACCCCCAUAUACCUACAUGGUGAUGCAUCAGCAGUCUGUUUGAUCGGGUUAAGGUAUGUCCGCCAGCCCUUCUGCUGACCUGGGUUGAACUCAGAUUGGGCAGUGUCCUGAUUUUGUGAACUUUAAACUGCACAUCUUGGAAAGGCAAAAUCCCUCAUUUUAAACCUCCAGUAUCAGUGCAGGCAACAGAGAAUAAGCUUAUGAUUGGGUGUUUCGAGGCAAAACUCUUUAUAGGAUGUCCCAAGGGACACAGAAUAGGACUUUACAUCUGGAACCAUUGCUUUCCAAAGUAUCUCCUCUAAUUGUUGCUUCUGUACAGCAUCCACAAAUUCCUAAUUAAGCUGCCUUCCUGGUAGGAGAGAAAUUUGAGUCUGGAAGGCUCAGAAAAGCCAUCCCCAUCUCCAACAGAGUUUCCCCUCACGGUGUGGUCAACCCAUUGGGUUCUCUCCAAGUUGAUAGCAAAGUUUCAUUGAGGUCAUGCAUUGUAUGUAAAGUGUGACAGCUUCAAUUUGUGAACUGUGAGGUGCAAUAAGUCAUUUCGCAAAGUGUGUCAGGUCAUUGUCCGAAUUUGUGCCUUGAUUCUUGUGAGAAUCACCUUCACCUCUUUAGAGAGACUUACUCUAGCUGUCCAAGGUCAUGUUUGAGAUCGACUGCGCUGCGGUUCAAAUUCCAAAGGGAGAAAGGCUCGUGCCCUCCGAUUUGAGAGGAUGUCAGGCUGCUGUUCAUGGGUUUGUGCCAGUUUGAAGUGGGAGGAAAUGGGCGGGCAUUCCCGAAGCAGCUACAGAGCACAGAGGACAGGGCAGUUUACCAAGUUACCUUUCCCUGUAUCAAAGGAAGUCUGUUUAUCCCCUGCAAAUUGAGGUCUGGGAGAAAAAAAAUCAGAACUAAAAUCAAAACGUCCAAUGUGGUUGUAAACUUCCACCGUAAAGAGGUGAGAAAGAAACUAGGGUUAUAACGGAUCCCUGUAGCUCUCUCGUUUCACAACUGGCACUUUUCCUGUGAUCACCCGAGUGCAACUCCAUCAAUAUCUUCCUGUUGUCUCCAUACAUGUGAUACGUGUUAACAGGGUGUAUUGUUUCUAUGCUUCCCAUGCAUUGUAAGCAGCCAUGAAAUGCAUUUUGGUAGCACUGCAUUGCGUUUUAAGAGACGGUGUGGCGCUCCCUCACAUAAAGUUGAGGUCUAGGCGUAUUUAUGGCAUCCAGAACUAUAAAAACCUAACCAUUGUACUAACCAGUGAGUCAAAAUGAGGACAGAUUCAGGAACUGCAUAGCCAACACAUUUCAGUGAACCAUUUUUGUAAUAUAGGUUUCCAAAUGAAAACCCAGAGAAGAUAUCCCACGAGUUUUUGUGUGGUUGUCAGAGAGUGAAGUUAAUGUUGGUCAAACAUGCAAAGCUGGCAAGUUGCUUCAAAACAACACCCCUGUGGACACAUAGCAUUAAAACAGAAAUCUCCUGGUUCUUUGUGACAGCCGGCUUGUCACUCUGUCUUCCAGGGUCGACUUACAGAGCUGCUAUAUACUUGGAUUUCUGUCAAGGUUGAUCAUUGCAGCAUUAUGGAGUUUAUGAGCAUAAACCAACCCUUGAUUCUUCUAAACCUUCCAUAAAUAAUUUAAUUCCAAGGAUUGGCCAGAUGUUGCUGAACCUUUGUUUCAACAACAACAUCUGCUAGUCAGUGUAAUCACAGCAACCUGUCAAAACAAAGUCUUGGAGUUUUCAAGAGAGAAUAGGACUUGGCCCAGCUGCAAGUAUGUCAAAUCUCAAACAUGACUUAUUUCUUAUUCUUAUUUCUGGGUGGGUCUGAGUGGGCAAACUAGAGAACGUAACCUGAUUCUUAUGUUAACAGAGGUGAUUUACCAGAGGCUCUACCAAGUGGAUACUCUUGACAAGUGUUUGAUGAACUUGUUGAUCUCAUUGCGGAGGUUGGUGGGUAAAACACCAGAGACAGAAGUGACAGCAAGAAAAAACAAAAAACAAAAACAAAGUGUGCAUCAGUUGGGUGGUUAUGUUUUUAGGGAAAAACAGAUAAAAAUCUAUUUUUUUUUUAUUUUUUACUUUGUACAAGCACCAUGAUGUAAUUACCUCAAUCAAAACCUAUUUUACUGCCUAAAGUUCUAUCGUUGUAAAAUACAAUUAUUUUAUGUAGUGUAAAAUCUUACAGUUUUAUAAAAAGGAGAGUAAUGUUGGUUCAGAAAUUGUUGGUAUAAAUUGUGGAUUUCUGCUCCAUUGGUUAAAUUUGUGUUGUUUUAUUUUUGAGGGCAUUUUUGGGGGUUUGUAUGCGCUAACCCGGGACGAAAAAAGACAUAAGUCCUCUGGAUUCUGUUCACAUCUUCCUCUCAGUUCUCUGAUGGAUCUUUAGCUUUUCGAUGUUGGCUCUGUGGUGAUGAAUCUGAGAAUUACUCUGUCGAUGUUCAUUUCAGUUUGACUUUUUUCAUUUAUGUAGGGGGAUUUGUAGUUUGAGGGGUUUUGUGUCAUAUAGCCUGCUUUUUGAUAAAGACACAUAAAAUGUGUUUAAGGAUUUUUCUUUUUUUUUGGGCAUCAACAAGGGAAGGUGAAAACAGAAUACAUUUCAAAUAUAUUUCUUUUAAUCAUGUUAUAUCCUCUCCACAGUUUGUUGGAUGGCUCCUGUUAUGUAAAUAUUACUGAUUAAAUUAAUUUAAGGAUUUCUGACUGAC